AUGCUGCACGUGACCUGGAUAGCAUCGGUGGUGGUGGCGGUGACCAUGGCCAUGGCUAUGGCCUCGGCGACAGCCAUGGCAAUGGAGAAUGAGCUUGGUCAGGGCGUGCAGUGCUCUGGCAAGGCCAACACCGCGGCGCCGUACACCGCACCGCCACAGCUUGUGGCCUCUACCACCAACGGGAAGAAGUUUGUGGUCGGGCCUACGGGCAACCAGAUCACUGUCGUCCACCUCUACGGCACACCCUACGAGAUGGGCGUGGCGGCAGGGACGCUGCUGAAGCAGGAGAUUAUCAACUUGUACGACGAGUUCCUGCCCUGGGUCGAGGAGCAGGCCCUGGCAUACGCCAAGCAUCUGCCCAGGUCGCUUGUUGACAUCAUCACGGACAUUGGGAUCGAGGCCGGCCUGGAGAUGGAGGUGCUGCUGACGGAAAAGUACACGCCGAAGCACUUUGUGGAGGAGAUGAAGGGCAUUGCCGAUGGGGCAGGCCUCACGUACAACAAGGUCCAUCGCUACUCGAUGUUCCCGGAGCUCAUCAAGGCAGCGUGCACCAUCAUUGCUGGGUGGGGCAACGCGACCAAGGACGGGAGCUUGACCCAGGUUCGUGCCCUCGACUGGGGCGUGGACAACCCGAUGCGAUAUGCUCCGAUCACCUUUGUGUACCACCCCGAGGCGGGGCAGGGCAACGCGUUCAUGACCCAGGGCUUCCCCGGCUUUGUCGGCGCCAUCACCGGGUACUCGACCGAAACGGCCAUCUGCGAAAAGGUGUGGAUCCACUCCAACGAGACUAUUCUGCAGGGCCGCCCCGGCUACCCGUGGCACUUUCUCCUUCGCGACAUCCUGCAGUUCGACUCGACCAUUGCAGAGGCCACCGCCCGCAUGCAGGCCGCCAAGCGGACCGCAUCCAUCUUUGUGGGUGUCGGCUCGCGCGUCGACGGCCAGGGCCGCAUCUUCGAGUACUCGUACGACCAGCUCAACGAGUUUGACUGGAACACUCCGUUCCCGGGCUACGCCCCUACGCCGGCCGAGCAUCCCGCCAUGACCGAUCUGGUCUAUGUCGACAAGCACUCGCAGCCGUCGUCCCAUCCUUGCACCGCCUCGCUCCUCGACGCCAUCCACGGCGACAUUACGCCUGAGGCCAUCGAGCAGGACUUUGUCUCGUGGGUCGAGACCGGCGACAUGAUGAUCGCCGUCUAUGACUUUGGCACAAACUCGGUCGACGUCUCUGUGGCCUCGCAGGAUCCCGAGGCCAACCCCAUCCUCAAGGCCUAUGAACGCCAGUUCAUCCGCUACGACAUGGCCGCGCUCUUUGCCGAGCCGCGCCCAUAG
Messenger RNA from Thecamonas trahens ATCC 50062, 1329 nucleotides. RefSeq lists its product as uncharacterized. Lineage: Eukaryota; Apusomonadida; Apusomonadidae. The record is from RefSeq and is a predicted model, not a curated record. The transcript has 2 exons. Bases 1 to 1329 code for a protein of 442 amino acids.